GCUACAAUAUAGAAGUCGCGAUCCUUCCAAUGGGACUGUAAAAGGCAGUAUCCUCCGCCGCAGGGAAUUUAGCCUAUUCCGAAUGACCACUCCGGUUCAACAGGCUCAGAACUCCCUGCCCCAAACCUGUUUAUUCCCACAGUGCACAGCUGGAGUUCCUGCCCCCGGGCGGCCCAGCUCAGGCACACGGAGCCAAUGCCUCACGCCCAGCCCGAAGUCAGCUGGCGUUUUGCCCCGCGGCCUCAGGACCACGCCUGGCACCCCCGGGGCUGCCGAGCGGCUGCACCCGACCCCGCACAGCCCGCACUCUCCAGACCCCCGUGAAGAGGUGCCCACGACACUCGGGGGCUGCGGCCGUGCGGGAUGCGCUGCCCAGAGCCGCGCCCCGACCCCGCGGGCGGCACGGGGCGAGUACCGCCCUGCCGCUACCGCCGGCCCCGCGCUGGGGGCGGGACGAGCCGUGUUUACCAACAUGGGAGGAGCCGGGCGCGGGCAGGAGCCUGGCGGCUGCGGGACGCGGCGCUUUCGCUUUCCGGAGAGUGCGGGGCGGCGGAGGGCAGCGGCGGCAUGGCCCGGGGGCUCCUUUCCCUGCUCCUCGUGUUUGUCUUAAUUAUUGAAAUACAGUGCAAAAAUGAUACUGAAGCUCUAAUACACAUACCAUAUAACAAAUUAAUUACAAGGAGGAUCAUUGCUAAAAGGGAAAUUAAGUGUAACCUGGAUGAAUACAAUAUAGGUGCUAAGUGUUGCAAGAAAUGUGAACGUGGUUUUGUUAAAAAGAUUGACUGCCCAACAGAUACUAGAGAACAUUGUGUUCGAUGUGAAAAUGGAAAGGAGUACAUAGAUCAUGUCAAUGCUCUUGACAAGUGUUUGAGAUGCAGUUCAUGUGACAGCAUAUUCAGUUUGGAGGUUGCAAAGAACUGUACCCCUGUACAAAACACAGAAUGCACCUGUGCAAAGAACUAUUUUUGCAAUCCUCCUGUACCAUGUAGGCACUGUGAUCCAUGUACCAUAUGUGAAAGUGGCUUAAUUGAAAAAGAAUGUACAUCAACUUCAGACACUGUAUGCAGAACAAAAGAAACAGGAUUUCAGUCGUGGGCCAUUGCUUUGAUGUUAUUCACUGUUGUAUUAGUAGGAUUAGCAGCAGCUGGAGGAUUAUGGUACAAGAGAAAACAGAAGGGCUCUACUAGCAAGGACAAUGAAGUUGUCACCUCCCAACAAGAAGGUUCUUAUGAGAAUGUACCUCUCAUAUACACAGAUGUUGACCUGAGCAGCCAUGUUGCUGGUAUUGUGGAGGAGAUGACACUCCAAGAAGUCAAGACAUUUGUCCGUAAUCACAAAGUACCAGAACCUGUCAUAGAUCAAACUGUUCGGGAUUAUUUUAAUGAGACAUCUGAACAGAAGAUUAAGCUGUUUCAAGUCUGGUAUCAAAGACAUGGGAUAAAAGGAGCCUAUGUAACCCUAAUAAGCAGCCUGAGAGAGUUUAAAAUGUGUGCUGCAGCUGAUAAAAUCGAGGAAAAACUGAAGGCAGCUAUUUCUAGCUGUCAGGAAGGGGGACAGUCUCAUAGUGAUGACACUGGGCAAAGCAAAACCUACCCUCAGGAAAGCAGAAACUCCUACAAUGACAAUGCUGACCUAAGUAAAACCUGCACUGGUAGUUUGGAAGAGACAUAGUACAGGGGCAUUUGAAAAUUAUUUCUGACUGAAUUACUAUUUUUCUAAUAAAAUAAAUAAAAAAAAGAUUUGAAUGCCAUUUUCAUCAGCAUUUUAAUUCAAGGAAUUUUUAUGAACAAGGAAUAAUUAUAUUUUUUGUAACUAUCUUUAAAAAAGUAUUAGUUUGUUUUUUGUGGAGAGGAAAGGUUUUAUGGUUUAUUUACUCAGUGGUACAAUGUAAGAGUCUAGCUAAAGGAUUUGCUAUAAGAAGAAAUGUUUGAAAAAAAGGUUUUGCUUACAUUAAAAUUAUGAGAUGUUGCAUUUUUCAAAGUGAAAACAGUGGUGGUAAGAGUCUAUGAAGCGGACUAGGAAUACUUGAACAAAAAACCUAUGUAAUACAUACCCGAUUAAUUUUGAAUGUAGAUAUUGCUAUGUAAUUAAAUUCUACUCAGCUGUAAAUUGGAUUUCUCCCUUGUUUAAAAGCACCUGUGUGUAUGUGUAUAUAAUAGAUUUUUUAUGUAUGUGUGUGUGUAUUUUUAUGUGUGUCUGUAUGUAUAAGUUUUCUAUGCAGAAACUCACAGUGCUAAGUAAAAAUUACUUUGCAGCAGAGCAGAACCACAACCUAUGAACUCUCCAUAAGGAACAUAAGUGCAACACUGUUUUUUCUAAUGCAGGAACUGAUAGAAUGAAAACAUCAUUGUCAUUAAAAAA
This is a messenger RNA of Cuculus canorus (common cuckoo), 2361 nucleotides long. It is a transcript of the gene FAS, whose product is annotated as Fas cell surface death receptor. The record is from RefSeq and is a predicted model, not a curated record. Gene Ontology annotation, biological process: extrinsic apoptotic signaling pathway in absence of ligand; immune response; activation-induced cell death of T cells. Gene Ontology annotation, molecular function: protein binding; tumor necrosis factor receptor activity. The transcript is spliced from 9 exons. Lineage: Eukaryota; Metazoa; Chordata; Aves; Cuculiformes; Cuculidae. Gene Ontology annotation, cellular component: external side of plasma membrane; CD95 death-inducing signaling complex; membrane raft. Bases 364 to 1671 code for a protein of 435 amino acids.